CAAGCUAGCGCAUUUGCAUGUCAAGACUGAAACGACUGAAGCACACUCCAAGUAUAGCUCCAAUGGCAGAUGGCUUGUAACAUGGCAGCUGUGUUCAAUAAAUGGCUCACCGACUUUGUAAGAAUUGAAUUCAAGCGCCAUGGACCACUUCAAGGUCACAUUACCACCAGUUUGGUGGCUGCGUUUAGACAACCGACUGGUUCAAACUCUUGCGUUCAGCACUGCCCCCGUCCCCCCACAAAGAGGUUUCUGCCACAGACAUUGCUUUGCAGGUUGUGUUGAGACGACAUGAAUCCUAUCCAAAGCAGUGUAAGUCUAAGACUAAGAUGCCAACAACACCGAAGCAGGGGUGCUUGGUGGCAGGAAAGAAGCCCGAAACGCCGCUUCAUUCGCAGCGCUCCUUGUUAGAGCAGCUCCGGGCUGAACUGGCUGCGGAGCGGCGGCGCAUGCAGGAGCAACAGCGACUGCAAAUGGAGCAGGAGCAGCAGAAACAAGUUCAGCAACAGCAUUUGCUUGAGCAACUCAGUCGACAGAUGCUUCAGGCUCCGCAGGAUCAGCCACACUUGUCCUCGGAGGUUCAGAGGAUGCUUUCGGAGCUCAGGACCAGUGGCGAGGCCACCAUAGCAGAACUCCGCAUUGCCUUGGAUGAGCUACGCCAAAGCAAGCAGCGAUUGGAUCGACAGGCCUCCAUGCCUGCCAUGCCCUUUCCGGAGCAGGCCUCCAUGCCGAUGCCUUUUGCGAUGGAGCAGGAGACCACUUCGUUGCCAAGGCGGGUGGAGAAGGCCUUCCGCAAGCAGAGCCCGUUGUGGGAGGAGCCAAUCCAUGCACCACCAAGCCUGCUGAGGAGUCCUCCGGCAGCUCCCCCAGACAUCUUUGGUGUCACGAUUGCCGGCUCUAAGUCCGAACCAGCUUGUCCACAUUGUGGACAAGUCUACCUUCCAAACGCGUUCUUUUGCCGAAGCUGCCAGAUGAAGCGUCACCUUCCUGAGGUGUUACAUCGGCUACCGCCUGGGCGAAGGCGCGGGCAGCCAGUCCAGCCCCUACAGGUCCCUCGGUCGGUGAUCUUCGACAAGGAGCUGGCACGGUGGGACUCCAGGGCCGAGCAGCUAGAAGCUCGCUUCCGGCGGCUGCGUGACGCACGACGCUAGGAGCUGCGACUGACCAAUGAAAUGGCGACGUGUAGGGUUGAGACCACAUCCAGACUUGAUGCAUCUAAGUCAGCCAGUUGUCCUGUUGAGAGUAAUCUUCAACGCAGACUCGCAG
Durusdinium trenchii is the source of this 1263-nucleotide messenger RNA. The record is from the annotation of a GenBank genome assembly. Lineage: Eukaryota; Dinophyceae; Suessiales; Symbiodiniaceae.